CCGCAAUGAGUUUGUACGAUUAAAAGUUUAUGUCUAUUCGCGUUUUUCAAAGCUUUCCCGAUUCCCGUAGCUGUCCCACUGUACAGGUGAGUAACCGCUCAGCUUGCCGCACGAUGCGUCCGUUCUCCGGCAGCGAUUGCCUUAAGCCCGUCACCGAGGGCAUCAACCGGGCCUUCGGCGCCAAGGAGCCCUGGCAGGUGGCCACCAUCACGGCCACCACGGUCCUGGGAGGCGUUUGGCUCUGGACUGUGAUAUGCCAGGAUGAAAAUCUUUACAUCCGUGGCAAGCGUCAGUUCUUUAAGUUUGCCAAGAAGAUUCCUGCAGUACGUCGUCAGGUGGAGACUGAAUUGGCCAAGGCCAAAAACGACUUCGAGACCGAAAUCAAGAAGAGCAACGCCCAUCUUACCUACUCGGAAACUCUGCCCGAGAAGGGACUCAGCAAGGAGGAGAUCCUCCGACUGGUGGAUGAGCACCUGAAGACCGGUCACUACAACUGGCGUGAUGGUCGUGUUUCUGGCGCAGUCUACGGCUACAAGCCCGAUCUGGUGGAGCUCGUCACUGAAGUGUACGGCAAGGCCUCCUACACCAAUCCCUUGCACGCAGAUCUUUUCCCGGGAGUUUGCAAAAUGGAGGCGGAGGUAGUGCGCAUGGCAUGCAACCUGUUCCAUGGAAACUCAGCCAGCUGUGGAACCAUGACCACCGGCGGUACCGAAUCCAUUGUGAUGGCCAUGAAGGCGUACAGGGAUUACGCUAGAGAGCACAAGGGAAUCACCAGGCCGAACAUCGUGGUGCCUAAGACGGUCCACGCGGCCUUUGACAAGGGCGGUCAGUACUUUAAUAUCCACGUGAGAUCCGUGGAUGUAGAUCCGGAGACCUACGAAGUGGACAUUAAGAAGUUCAAACGUGCCAUUAAUAGGAACACGAUUCUGCUGGUUGGGUCUGCUCCGAACUUCCCCUAUGGAACCAUUGAUGACAUCGAAGCUAUCGCCGCUCUGGGCGUUAAAUACGACAUUCCCGUGCACGUGGACGCCUGUCUGGGCAGCUUUGUGGUGGCUUUGGUCCGCAACGCCGGCUACAAGCUGCGUCCCUUCGACUUUGAGGUCAAGGGAGUGACCAGUAUCUCCGCUGAUACCCACAAGUACGGAUUCGCACCUAAGGGAUCGUCGGUGAUCCUUUACUCAGACAAGAAGUACAAGGACCAUCAGUUCACUGUGACCACUGACUGGCCUGGCGGCGUGUAUGGUUCCCCCACAGUCAACGGCUCCCGUGCAGGUGGUAUUAUCGCCGCCUGCUGGGCUACCAUGAUGAGCUUUGGCUAUGAUGGUUAUCUGGAAGCCACUAAGCGCAUUGUGGAUACGGCGCGCUAUAUCGAGAGGGGAGUUCGCGACAUCGAUGGCAUCUUUAUCUUUGGCAAGCCAGCUACUUCUGUGAUUGCCCUGGGUUCCAAUGUGUUUGACAUUUUCCGGCUAUCGGACUCGCUGUGCAAACUGGGCUGGAACCUGAAUGCCCUGCAGUUUCCAUCUGGCAUCCACCUGUGCGUGACGGACAUGCACACACAGCCCGGAGUGGCGGAUAAAUUCAUUGCCGAUGUGCGCAGCUGCACGGCGGAGAUCAUGAAGGAUCCCGGCCAGCCCGUGGUUGGAAAGAUGGCUCUCUACGGCAUGGCCCAGAGCAUACCCGACCGUUCGGUGAUCGGAGAAGUGACUCGCCUAUUCCUGCACUCCAUGUACUACACUCCCAGCCAGAAAUAGACACCAGGAGCAAUCCCCGUUCUCUUCGCCCACCCCACGGAGCUAAUGCAUUUCCUGUGCUGUAUUUAAACCACCAAAACACCCCGUCGUUAAACCUUCCUCAAGAAAUUUAUAUUAGGCUGCAAUUAGUGCUGUAAUCGAGGGUACAAAACAUCGUUCUACGCGAAAAUCUAUCUAUCUAUGUUCAUCCCAUUUGUCAACAUUCGUCGCUCUAAGAGCCAUGUUAUUAAAGUGUUUUUCUGUGUAACUUGCUAGUGAAAUAAUAAUAUAAUAUUAAUCAAUUUUUGUGUACUAAA
Messenger RNA from Drosophila mauritiana, 2047 nucleotides. RefSeq names its product sphingosine-1-phosphate lyase (gene Sply). Gene Ontology annotation, cellular component: endoplasmic reticulum. Gene Ontology annotation, molecular function: pyridoxal phosphate binding; sphinganine-1-phosphate aldolase activity. The record is from RefSeq and is a predicted model, not a curated record. Bases 30 to 1751 code for a protein of 573 amino acids. The transcript has 6 exons. NCBI's taxonomy places the organism in Eukaryota, Metazoa, Arthropoda, Insecta, Diptera, Drosophilidae. Gene Ontology annotation, biological process: sphingolipid catabolic process; carboxylic acid metabolic process.